Molecule: messenger RNA, 3553 nt
Organism: Sciurus carolinensis (gray squirrel)
Lineage: Eukaryota; Metazoa; Chordata; Mammalia; Rodentia; Sciuridae
Gene: Mgrn1
Product: mahogunin ring finger 1
Exons: 17
Coding region: 703-2328 (541 amino acids)
Biological process (GO): protein ubiquitination; negative regulation of G protein-coupled receptor signaling pathway; endosome to lysosome transport
Cellular component (GO): cytoplasm; plasma membrane; nucleus
Molecular function (GO): ubiquitin protein ligase activity
Source: RefSeq, a predicted model, not a curated record
GGCCCUCGCGCGCCGCUCCCGGAGGCCUGGGUGGGAUCGCGCCGCCGCGGCCCGGCCUCGUCCUGGAGGCGUGGUGCGGAGCCUGGUGCGGAGCCUGGUGCGGCCGCCCUCCGCCCCUCCCGGCACCGGCGCUCGCUCCCGGCCGGCCCACGGGGGUCUGCGCGGCCGGGAAGGCGAAGCGGCUGAGGGGCAGGGCCAUCGGCCGAGCUGGAGAGCAACAGGAUGGCAGUGGGUGGAGGGCACAGGGACACCCUGACUUGUGGCUUAGGGACCUGAGCCACCAGGUGGAAGUGACUUUCCCAAGGACUCGAGCGCAUGGAGGCACCGCUGGCACCAGGACCAGUUGUCGCACUCCCAGAGGAACCCCGUUCCCAGAGCGUGGCCCCCAGAACUUUGAGCUCCAUUCCUGGCUCUCCAUCUCCUUGUGGGGUAGUUUGCGGUGGAAAGGAGAGACCCCCGACCACAUGGGACAUCCAGUGGGGCCCUCAGAUGCUGGUUUCUGAGCAUCCGAUCUGAUGUGGGCUCUGCGUGUCUUGGGACCCCCAUCAGGCCAGAUUUCCUUCGAGUGUGGUCAGAGACCACCUGCUCCCUGAAGUAGGGAAGCUUGUUCAAUUUCUGAGGCUGUACUUCAGACUUACUGAGACCAGGGAACCCGCCUUUUAAGCCCAUUCACCAGGAAACUACUUUGCCUCACACUUCUUCAUGGGAGGUGAGAAAUUCGACACCCCCCAUCCUGAGGGUUACCUCUUUGGAGAGAACAUGGAUUUGAACUUCCUGGGCAGCCGCCCAGUGCAGUUUCCCUAUGUCACUCCUGCCCCCCAUGAGCCGGUGAAGACUCUGAGGAGCCUGGUGAACAUACGCAAAGACUCCCUCCGGCUGGUGAGGUACAAAGAGGAUGCCGACAGCCCCACCGAGGAUGGCGGGACACCCCGCGUGCUGUACGGCCUGGAGUUCACCUUCGAUGCCGACGCCCGCGUGGCCAUCACUAUCUACUGCCAGGCGGCGGAGGAGUUCCUGAACGGCACGGCAGUGUACAGCCCCAAGAGCCCUCCUCUGCAGUCCGAGACCGUCCACUACAAGAGAGGGGUGAGCCAGCACUUCUCCCUGCCUUCCUUCAAGAUCGACUUCUCCGAGUGGAAGGAUGAUGAGCUGAACUUUGACCUGGACCGGGGCGUGUUUCCAGUGGUCAUCCAGGCUGUGGUGGACGAAGGAGAUGUUGUGGAAGUGACUGGCCACGCCCACGUACUUCUGGCUGCCUUUGAAAAGCACAUGGACGGCAGCUUCUCUGUGAAACCACUGAAGCAGAAGCAAAUCGUGGACCGUGUCAGCUACCUGUUGCAGGAGAUCUACGGCAUUGAGAACAAGAACAAUCAGGAGACCAAGCCCGCAGACGAUGAGAACAGUGACAACAGCAACGAGUGUGUGGUGUGCCUGUCAGACCUGCGGGACACACUGAUCCUGCCCUGCCGCCACCUGUGCCUCUGCACCUCCUGUGCCGACACGCUGCGGUACCAGGCCAACAACUGUCCCAUCUGCCGACUGCCGUUCCGGGCCCUCCUGCAGAUCCGGGCGGUGCGCAAGAAGCCAGGGGCCCUGUCCCCUAUCUCCUUCAGUCCUGUCCUGGCCCAGAGCAUGGACCACGACGAGCACUCGUGUCCCUUUAAAAAAUCAAAGUCGCACCCUGCCUCCCUGGUCAGCAAGAACCCUAAAAGGGAAACAAGCUCGGACAGCAUCCCACCUGGCUAUGAGCCCAUCUCCCUGCUGGAGGCACUCAAUGGUCUUCGUGCUGUGUCCCCGGCCAUCCCUUCGGCCCCCCUUUAUGAAGAAAUCACCUACUCGGGUGUUUCAGACGGCCUCUCCCAGGCCAGCUGUCCGCUUGCUGGGAUGGAGCGAAUCCUGGAGAGUGGCCACCAGGCCAAGCCCAGGAGCAAGUCUCCAGACAGCACCCUGCGGUCCCCAUCGUCCCCGAUCCACGAGGAGGACGAGGAGAAGCUCUCGGAGGACUCAGAUGCUCCUCUCCCGCCCAGUGGUGCGGAGCUGGCGCUGCGGGAGAGCUCCCCCGAGAGCUUCGCAGCAGAAGAGGCGGAUGCGUCCUCGCUGAAGCAAGGGAGCCGGGUGCCUUCCAUCGAGGACGUCCUGCAGGACAGCAGCCCUGAGCACCAAGGCUGCAGCCAGCCAGGCCCUCCUGCUGACAUUUACCUGCCAGGAUGGUCCACGUCCAUGGAGACAUCCUGCAGCCUCGGCAGCCUUGGCACCACUGGUCCCCCCUGGCCUCCACUUGGUGGCUCCAGUCCUGACCCUGGGACCACUGACCUGACCCCACUCUGAGAGUUAGGCCAAACUGACAGCACGGAACCCUCAGACUGCCAAGGGGCUGCUCUGGCCCCAGCGUGAUUCCAGUCUCUGCUGUCGGCAUGACUCACGGCCACCAGGCUCUGAGGGGCCAUGGUGACCCUCGAUCAAAGAGCACAGUGACCUGUCCACUCUUCAAACCCUCUUUUUCUAUGGUCAAUAUGUUUGUAAAUGGCACAAGAUGAAGGACAGUGACUUUCUACCUGGGCACUGGCCCUGGGAGUUCCCCAAAUGCCAGGGUCAGGGUCCCUGAGCACUUAGCAGACCAGCAGAAGAGAACGGGUCUGUGGGUGAAGUGCGUCUUCACAGACGUUCUGGGGCGCAGUCACAGUUGACGAAGGGAACAGCGCCUGUCGGCCCACCCGCGUGUCCCAGUGGCACCCUGGUUCUCGCUGCUGCUGUGGCAGGGCCCGCUCUGGGUCCCCUGGCACUGGGGGCCUUUCCAGCGUGCAGCCUGGGCAGCUAUGGGCGAGGCAGGGGCUGGCCCCACCGUGGGGUGAUGCCCUGGUCACUGUGCCCUGUGCCUUCUCACGUCCCGGCUUGCUCCCCUCCAGUGUCCCCACAUGGAGCCUUUCUGCUCAGCCAGUGGCACUGCCCACCUACCCACCAGGGAGGGGCCUGAGCUGCGUCCCCAGCUGCCUGUAGGAAUUUAAAUAUCCCUUUGCAGCAGCAAGACUUCCGUAGCAGGACCUGCCGGGGGAAAGAGGGCGUCGAGGGCCCAGCUGUGACGCUGUGCUUGCAAGCAGCUUGCAGCAGACGGGGCACCUGGUGCCAGUGCCUGGAGCAGAGCUGCCCAGUGGGCCUGGGGCCCGUGCUCUUGCUGCUCUCCUGGCCCAGGGAGCUGCCCUGCCACUGACCCCUGAGGGAGGGACCGAGGCUCGGGUGCUUGAGCCAGGGCUCUGCCCAGCCGACACCUGGGGGAGACCCAGCAGUGGCUGGUCAUUCUUCCCAGCGAGCCUGUGAGCAGAGCUCUCCUGCCACCCAGCUUCGCCCCGCCUGCUGUCUGCGCACAUGUGCACACGUGAGUGCAUGCACACCAGCCCCCUCCUGACCCUGCCCGUUGGUAUUGGUGCCAGUUGUUUGAAGGAUGGGGUGCACACUGGCCCGUCUUGACCUCAGCGUGCUAUUACCUGAUGUACUCUGAUUGGCAUCAUUUUUUGUUUUUACUGUUUAUUUAUAGUAAUAAAAUCAUGCGGCAAUA